Messenger RNA from Eublepharis macularius, 3809 nucleotides. It is a transcript of the gene GALNT10, whose product is annotated as polypeptide N-acetylgalactosaminyltransferase 10. The transcript has 12 exons. Gene Ontology annotation, cellular component: Golgi apparatus. Lineage: Eukaryota; Metazoa; Chordata; Lepidosauria; Squamata; Eublepharidae. The record is from RefSeq and is a predicted model, not a curated record. Bases 112 to 2010 code for a protein of 632 amino acids.
GUUGGCGCUUGGCGGCUUCGCGCGUCGUUCGGUUGCCGCUGCCGCCUCGGCUCGUGAGGAAAGUUGGGCUCUGGCUCCUUCCUCGCCGCCGAUACAGGCGGCGCCUCUCGGAUGCGGCGGAAGCAAAAGCGGCUGCUUCAGGCGGUGGGGCUGGCGCUGGCCGCCCUCGUCUUCCUGCCGAACGUGGGGCUCUGGUCCCUCUACCGGGAGCGGCAGCUGGACAGCGGGAGUGGGAAAGAAGGCGGCGGCGGCGCGGGGGGAGCCCGCGGAAUGGCGGCGGCGGCGGCGGCUGUGAUGGUGCCGCCGCCGCCGCCGGGAGUCGUCGCAGCAGCCCGUGGGGAGGCGCAGGGUUCCCAUACAAGAAAAAAGAAAGAUAUCCACCUUGAUAAUGGGCAAAGGAGAAAGGACUGGCAUGAUAGAGAUGCUAUAAGGAGAGAUUUGGAACGUACAGGAAAUGGAGAGCAGGGAAAACCAUAUCCUAUGAGUGAUGCUGAACGAGUAGACCAGGCAUACAGGGAAAAUGGCUUUAAUAUCUUUGUGAGUGAAAAAAUUUCUCUCAAUCGGUCCCUGCCAGAUAUAAGACACCCAAAUUGCAAUAGAAAGCUAUACCUGGAAAAGCUCCCCAACACCAGUGUGAUAAUUCCUUUCCACAAUGAAGGAUGGUCAUCUCUUCUCCGAACAAUUCACAGUGUUCUUAAUCGUUCUCCUCCUGAACUAAUAGCUGAAAUUGUGCUGGUGGAUGAUUUCAGUGACAGAGAACAUCUGAAAAAGCGCUUGGAGGACUAUAUGGCACAGUUUCCCAAAGUGCGGAUUCUCCGAACCAAGAAAAGAGAAGGGUUGAUAAGAACUCGGAUGUUUGGGGCUUCUGUAGCAAUAGGAGAUGUUAUUACCUUCUUGGAUUCCCAUUGUGAGGCCAAUGUGAACUGGUUGCCUCCUCUGUUAGACCGCAUUGCUCGAAACCGCAAGACUAUUGUUUGUCCAAUGAUUGAUGUAAUAGACCAUGACCACUUUGGCUAUGAAACACAAGCUGGAGAUGCAAUGAGAGGAGCAUUUGACUGGGAGAUGUAUUACAAGCGGAUUCCAAUUCCUCCCGAAUUACAGAAACCUGACCCCAGUGACCCUUUUGAGUCACCUGUAAUGGCUGGAGGACUGUUUGCAGUGGACAGAAGGUGGUUCUGGGAGCUGGGAGGAUAUGAUGCAGGUCUGGAAAUAUGGGGAGGAGAACAGUAUGAAAUAUCAUUUAAGGUUUGGAUGUGUGGGGGUCGCAUGGAAGAUAUUCCUUGCUCCCGAGUAGGCCAUAUCUACAGAAAAUAUGUCCCUUAUAAGGUGCCAACAGGAGUCAGUCUGGCAAGGAACCUGAAGCGUGUCGCUGAGGUGUGGAUGGAUGAAUAUGCAGAAUAUAUUUACCACAGAAGACCUGAAUAUCGGCAUCUCUCAGCAGGAGACGUGACUGCUCAGAAAGAACUUCGUAAUAAUCUCAACUGCAAAAGUUUCAAAUGGUUCAUGACUGAAGUUGCUUGGGAUUUGCCAAAGUUCUACCCACCAGUGGAGCCUCCAGCAGCUGCCUGGGGAGAGAUCCGUAAUGUAGGGACUGGUCUGUGUGCAGAUACCAAACAUGGAGCCCUGGGUUCACCAUUAAGGAUUGAAACCUGUGUGAAAGGCAGAGGAGAAGCAGCCUGGAACAAUGUACAGGUUUUCACAUUCAGCUGGCGAGAGGACAUCCGUCCAGGAGAUCCCCAGCACACAAAGAAAUUCUGUUUUGAUGCUGUUUCCCACAAUAGCCCAGUGACUCUCUAUGACUGUCAUGGAAUGAAAGGGAAUCAACUCUGGAAAUACAGAAAAGACAAGACUCUUUACCACCCAGUAAGUGGUAGCUGCAUGGACUGUAGUGAAAGUGACCGAAAAAUCUUUAUGAGCACAUGCAAUCCAUCAUCUCUAACACAGCUGUGGGUAUUUGAGCACACAAACUCAACAGUCUUGGAAAACUUUAACAAAAACCUUGAUCUUUAAAAAUGGAGUAUAUGUGUAUAUAUUGCAGCUAUAGUUUUUACAGGGGAGAUGACAAUUUUUUAAAAAAAAUAAUUAAAAAAAAUUAAGGUAAAAGGGAGAAUCUCAGGAGAGGAUGUGACUAUUGGGCCAGUCUUUACUUUAAUGAUGCUGCAUCUUUAUUUUUUGGGUAAUCGAAUCCCUUAAGAAAUCUUGGAAUCUAAGGUGCCAUGAUUAUACCUGGAGUCUCGAAUUCAGAUUCUGUAGGAGACAAUAGAUUCCGCCCCCCGCCGCCCCCAACAGUCUUGACUCUCUGCUUCAAGGUAGCAUUUUUCCAUUGGGUGAUUUAGAGUUAUCAUAUGUCUUCCACACUACACUGUCUCAAAAGCCAAGCUCAAGGAUCCAGACCACAACCAAAGGUGAGUGUUAUGGCAAUUGUGUAUCUCCCGCCCAAAUGCUUAUGAAGCCAGUGCUGACAUCCCAGUACACUGUCCCUUAUUUAAAUGGUAUAAAGUUAUUCCUGGUGCCUUUGUUGUGUGGCUGACAGCUGCAGUGGAAGGUGUGUAGGUAAAAUCUUAGAUUUUUUCUGUCUUGACUGCUAAUGAUCAAGACACAGGUAAUCUCUCCAUAGAGUUCCUUGUCUUUUUGUUUUGCACAUGCCUCCUAAUUUUUUAUCCUUCUCUCCCACCAGCCCUGAAUAACUUGAAUUGGCUUUAACUUCUACAUUUGCAAUGCAAAUAAAGUAGAUAAAAUUUAAUAUUUAUGUGGACAUCUAAUUUUAACGUGUGUUCUGAGUUCAGAAUACAGAACUUAAUGUUCUAUUAAUCUUUGCUAGUUUAAAGCAAUACCUGUCACCUUGAAAAAAAAUCACUGGAAUUUGUUCAGCAACUUGAUACAAAAGCCUUUUCAGGGACUAGUGUUUCUUAUUUCUGUAUAAUUUCAUUUUUUCUUGGUACCACCUCCAUAUCCAUCAAAGAGAAUUUUAGUUAAAUGCAAUUGAAUACUUAACAAAUAAUAUGAGUUCUGGUCAAGCAAAAAUAUAAAAGAGGAUGUGGGAAAAUGUGACUCCUGUAAGCAAAUAACAGCAGUUAAGGCCUCAUACAGACAAAUCUGGCAUUUAAUGGCAGUGGAGGAGGAACCGCACAGAUUUCCUUACGGUUUUUCACCUCCAUGCUCUCUUUUCAAUUAAGGGAAACUGCAACUUCAGCUUCAAAUUCUCUGCAGUUUGCCUGUUACGAACUACAGCAUGUGUUGUAUACACUUUGGGCAACCUGCUGCUAGAAUAAUCAUGCAGCUUUUGGUAGGUCUGCAAUAUCAGAAUAGUGGCCAUUUUUAAUGACACUUUCCAAGACACAUCAUGAAAGUUAUCAUUGGAGGAAGAAGAGAUCAGUACCUGAAAACCAUCUGAUGCAAAUAGAUGCGAAUUCACCGUAAUUGGUGAUUGCAAAUGCUUGCUUGAAUCUGACCUGUUACACUCAGUAGUAGCAUACAAUAUGCUUUGUUUGCUGUGAUUUUAUACUAGUUAGACAAAUCAGCCAUGUCAAGAGUAAUUACUAAUUUAGUUCAUCAGCCCUUCACACAAACAGAACUAAGGCUAAAAUCCUAAGAUCACUCAGUGAAACAAUUCCUAGUGACAUUAUGACUUGCAUUCAGAUAAGCAUAUUUAAUGUUGCAGUGUAAUUCUCUUUUAGUUACGUAUGUGUUGUUCCCAUCAAUGCAAUUCCUUUCUCUCUAGAAAUGAUACCCUGCUACAUCUAAAGCUGUAUGUGUCGCAUUCUAGGAUUUUAAAGAUUACCUUGUAAUAAAACUUUGGGUUGAUUAUU